AUGCCAAAGCGACCAGCCACUUCGGGUUAUGCCCGACUUGCCCAGGCUGAGGAGGAUGACAGAGACUACUACGAUGAAUCGGAGGAAGAACGCGAACCAUACAGCGGUCGUGCGCCGCGGACGAUAUCCUCGCCAACCCAGUUUGCCCCCAUCAACACGCGCGCCCAGAUGCAACUGUCCGGCACGUCGACUCCACCGGAAUAUCGACGACGAAAUGGUGGUCAUGUACGACGUCGAAAACGCAGCAACUCGUCCGGAGUCGACAUCAAGGCGAUCAACGCUCGGCUGGAAAGAUGGGCUGAGGAAAUAGCCUCCCGCUUCAAGAUCAGCAGAGGACCCGGCAAGUCGGCGCAAGAUGAGAAACUGGAAAUUCACCACACCGUUUUCCGACCUCCAAAUGGCGUUAUACCUUACACGGCCGAGGAGCUAGACACGGAGGAGUACGACGCUGAACAGAGACGGAACCGCGCUGAGUUCGAGACUAUCGUUGACAGCGUUCGCACAGCAAUUGAGCUUGGCGUACAACCCAAGUUGAUCACACAAGGAAGUUCCGGAAGUUAUUUCGCGCGUAACCCUGAAGGAAAAGUGGUCGGUGUCUUUAAACCCAAGGACGAAGAGCCUUAUGCUUCCAGAAAUCCCAAGUGGACAAAAUGGUUACACAGAAAUCUGUUCCCUUGCUGCUUUGGCAGGGCUUGUCUUAUUCCCAAUUUAUCCUACGUGUCAGAGGCCGCUGCAUCCGUUUUGGAUGCACGGCUGCGCACCGGUAUCGUUCCAUAUACAGACGUGGUUUGGCUAUCUUCAAAAUCCUUUCACUACGAUUUUUGGGAACGAAGAAAGGCCUGGAGUGGCCGCAAGCCUCUGCCGCCAAAGCCUGGAAGUUUCCAAGUGUUCUUAAAGGGUUACAAAGAUGCCACUGUAUUCUUGCGAGAGCAUCCUUGGCCUGAUCAGAACAACACAGGAUUCAACACUGACGAUGCUCCUAAACGAAAGAAACUACCUUGGAAUGAAGCGUGCCGUCCAUCUGGUAUACAUUCCGAUGACGAAGAUGAAGACUACAACGAACGACGUGCGCGGAUCCCAUCUCCUCCAAGCGCCGAACAGGAAGAACGAUUUUACUGGAGCGAAAAUCUCAAGCAAAGUUUCAGAGAGGAAUUGGAGAAAUUGGUAAUCCUAGAUUAUAUCAUGCGAAACACUGACCGUGGAUUGGACAACUGGAUGAUCAAAGUCGAUUGGAAGUCGGAAGAAGUUUCUAUCGUCGCUGAACCUCCAAAGCCCAAUGACACCGCUCACGAUGACGAUUCCGAUCCCGCCUUGCCUGCUCGUACUGUUCCUUUGGAUCGACAGAACUCGAGCCAAAGUGUACCAUUGCCUUACCGACGACAUGAAGCUAUGGUUGCCUCGAGCCGGGCUGGCACACCUUCCCAUGCGUCAGAGAAACAAGCUACCAUCAAAAUCGGUGCUAUUGACAAUAGUCUAUCAUGGCCAUGGAAACACCCGGAUGCUUGGCGCAGUUUUCCUUUCGGUUGGCUUUUCCUACCUGUUUCUCUCAUCGGACAACCAUUCUCGCAAAAGACCAGGGAUCACUUCCUUCCACUACUUACAUCGACCGCUUGGUGGAGCGGCACUCGGGCUGCCCUGCGACGAGUCUUCAUUGAAGAUUCUGAUUUUAAAGAAAGCAUGUUUGCCCGACAGAUGGCUGUAAUGAAAGGACAGGCUUGGAACGUUGUUGAAACUCUUAAACAACCUGAUCAUGGACCUUUGGAACUCACUCGCCGGACCAGAGUAUGCGUAUGGGAUGAUCUCGUAGAUGUUCCCGUCGCCAUUCCCAUGAGAGGCCCCUCUACAGAGGCUCAGAGGCAGCGGAUGCGAUCUAUGCGAGACGAAGAUGACCAGGAAAUGGACAUCAGUGCCGCCAUCUCUGGUGCAGCCGAACAAGAUAGCGAUCUGAUGACGCUCGGUUCGCCAACCAGUGGACUCCCUAAUCCCAACCGAUUCGAUCUGGCUCGUGGCCGGAGCUCUGCUGAGCUUGGCAGCAUUGGAGAGGGAUCGGAUGACAUUAGCUUUGAUCGACAUAAUGUAGCCGACGAAGGCAGAGAUCUGUCCAGGAGUUGGGGUGCUCAACCUAGCCGACCACAUGAUUAUAAAGAAUUUACGUCUAAUGGACGUCAGGAACGCUCUGCCAGGCAUAUGCGACACGGCUCUUUGACACAGAGACGCGGCAGCAAUGCAUGGCAUUUUGCCGGAGAUGAUCUUGAAGGCGAUUUAGGCUACGCGGCGGCCGAAGAAAUGGAAGGCCACGAACGAAAAGUCAUCGUCGAACGUCUUGAAGCUGUCAAGAGCAAGAACCCUAUUUUCACAUGGUGCUAA
Molecule: messenger RNA, 2367 nt
Organism: Talaromyces marneffei
Lineage: Eukaryota; Fungi; Ascomycota; Eurotiomycetes; Eurotiales; Trichocomaceae
Exons: 2
Coding region: 1-2367 (788 amino acids)
Biological process (GO): endosome organization; Golgi organization; phosphatidylinositol phosphate biosynthetic process
Cellular component (GO): fungal-type vacuole membrane; lysosomal membrane; plasma membrane
Molecular function (GO): 1-phosphatidylinositol 4-kinase activity
Source: RefSeq, a predicted model, not a curated record